AUGAAUCAAAAUCGUUUAUACGUCUUAUUGGUAGUUUUCUUUAUUACCACUAUUUCCGUAACAAAUUCACUUCCAAGUGGAAAAUUUAAGAGAAGCGACGAUGCAUGCGCCAAUAUAAAACAAGCUUACUUGGAUGUUUUGAAUACAACAAAAAAUCCGGAUAUCAAGUAUGCCGACGUAAAAAAUUGUUUCGAAUCUUUUUCUUAUAAUUAUACUAGGGCAUCAGAACUCAUAGAAAUAUUUAAAGGGCUUUAUGGAAAUUUCUAUGUGUUUUUGGAUCAAGCUAAAGAGCCUCCCCAGCCUGGCCUUGACUAUAAACCCCUUGAUUUGCUAAAGGAAUUUGAUAAUCUACUCGAAAAGGAUUAUAAAUCUGAUUUUGAAUUUAUGAACGCUAUAAUGGAUAUUUUAUAUGGCCUAAAGGAUGCUCACGUUAAUUUCAAUCCUCUUUGUUAUAGCGGAUUUUUUUUCGACCAAGAAAUUUAUUUAUACUCUGUUGUCAAAUCCGACGGAACACAGACGAUUCAAGUUUAUGAAUAUGCGUCCGACCCAUCGAUUAAAAAUUGUGAGGUCACUCUCAUUAAUGGUAAACCUGCGUUUGAUGUGAUCGUCGAAUAUGCCGACACUUCCGUAUCCUCCUCACGUGAUCUCGGUGUAAGAUUUAAUGUUGCCUUAGCGUCUUUAACGGCAACUGGUGGAAUGAAAAAAGGCGAAUUUGGAUUCCGUACAAGACUACCUGAAACCAAAUCUAUUUCUUAUGAUCUUGUGUGUUCGGGAAAGAAGUCUCGAAUUGACAUUCCUUGGAAAAUUUCCAUUCAAGACUAUCGACUAUUCCCCCUAUUUAAUGAUUCUAAGGAUUACUUUGACAACCUCUGCAAUAAUCCUAAUAAAUCAUUUCCCUAUAUAACGGAUGUAGAAAACGUUGAAAAAAAAGCUGAUUCAGAGCCACUCGUAAAGCCUUUACUAAAUGUAUCCACUAUGGCAAGUUUCUAUCAAUUAGAUGAAAUCGGUGUUGUGGUCGUUUCUUCAUUCGCUGAUGAUAAUCAUACGUUGGAACCCACCUUCCCAGAGAUUUACAAUGGCUUGAUUAAUGGAUUUAACUUGUUGGCUCAAGCUAAUGUUAAAAAGAUAGUCCUUGAUUUCACAUAUAAUGGAGGAGGAAUAGUGGAAUGGUCUUCAUUUUUAAAUAGUCUUUUACUUUAUAAAAAGGACAUCGUUACAUUUCCAGGUGACAUAAAGGUGUCGGAUAUUUCGAAACUUGCAAUCAACACGAGUACAUCCGAAAAUCUCGGAUCACUAUUCAAUGGUCACAAUUUUGUAGAUUUCACCACACAAAAACCCUUUAACACUUCAGAGGAAUUUAUUGGGAAUAAUUUCUAUAACCGCGGGGGUGAUAGAGUUAGGUUUACAAAUAAAUUCUUCGAUAUCAUAUCUAAUUAUACCGACGCAAGUCUUAAUAGUGUGACAAAGCUGCCAUGGAAUCCAAGUGAUAUGAUUAUUUUGACGAAUGGAUUUUGUGGAUCUUCGUGUGCCCUUACUUCGUUAUUCUUGUCCGAGAUAGGUCAAAUUUCCACUGUAUCUGUUGGAGGUUUUUAUAAUAAAUCGCUUUCGUUUUCUUCAUUUGCUGGAGGAAGUGUCCUACAUACCGAUUCGCUCAUUAAUGAAUUACAAUCCCUAAAAUUAAAAAACGACAAACAAUUUAGUUUUUAUAACGUUCGAAUAUUAAGGUCUGACGAUGCAAGUUUCACCUUUAAAGAAGUAUACAGCAUAGAAAAGCCCGAUGAUGUAUUGGAGUUUCAGUUCAGACCUGCCCAGUACAGGUUGUAUUAUGAUGACGAGAACUCCAGAGAUUUAACUAAAUUGUGGAAACAGGCUGCUUCUCUUAUUAAGAAAACUUAA
Messenger RNA from Acaulospora morrowiae, 1896 nucleotides. The record is from the annotation of a GenBank genome assembly. Lineage: Eukaryota; Fungi; Glomeromycota; Glomeromycetes; Diversisporales; Acaulosporaceae.